GCGAGCUCGACAACAACCCGCUCGCGUCCGUCCCACGGGGAACGCAGAGUCAGAGCACGCACCGCUUUGUGCUGUCAGCGAGACGGUUACGGCGAAGCAGCUGGCAGCGACCGCCGCUGUCCGGUAGCUCUGCCAGGGUUCGCCGGCAUUGCGCUCCGCCGCGCGCAACGCGGCUGGCGACCGACCUGCUGCGGGGACAGCAGUCAUUGCUCGUAUGCGUGCAGCCGUGUCAGUGUGAGCAGGUGAUUAGUGGCUAGCGAUGGGCGGCGUGACGUGAUUGCUGGAAUGUCGUCGCCGUGCUACAGAGGCCCGCCCAGACCUGGCAACGCUGCCGCGCCUCAGCCGCCGGUCUCAGCGGCCGCCGCCACUGCCGUGCGUAGCUCGCCCACGGAGCUAAGAGAUGGCACCACCCGUAUCCCGGCCAGGUGCGGGGGCACGUACUCUCUGGCGUGCGCGCGUGUGUCCGUGUCGCCGGUGGGAGGCAGCCACGCGGCGAACGACGCGCCGCCCCGCGGAGGCGCGCCAAACAACGAGGCGGACUGCUGCUGCGGAGUGGCGCAGCUGUUGCACUCCCGGAUCCCCACAGCCACCGACACGGCCGCUAUUAAUAGGCGCGCCGGUAUCUUUAGCCGCAUAAAUAGUAGCGAAGCGGCGCGCGCUCAGCCAGUGUCGGAUCUGCAGCCUCGCGUCUACCGGUCGACGUUCGAAUGGUCGCGCCUCGGUGAGGCGGGCGCCGUCGCUGUCGCCACCGCCCCCGCCCCCGCCGCCCCCAGCGCGCGGCGCGUCGCCGUGCGGACCAAGCCGCAGCUCCCCGCGUCCCUGCGGCCGCCGGCCACCUGCACCUCUGCCCACGCCGCCCUCGACGUGGCCGACGACGAGCAGCCGCGGCCCGGCGCCGCGCGCCGCAACGCGCUGGACCGGCUGCAGCGCUUCCGGCUGGAGCGCUCUGGCCGGAGGAGCCCCGCCCCCUCCACCCCCGCCUCGACCACCACCGCCGCCGGCACUGCGCACGCGCAGAGCCCGAGCGCGGCCCCGCCCCCCGCCCCUCCGCCGCACCGCAAGAAGCCGCGUACCAAGCACGCCAAGGCGGCCACCGCCGCCCCCUCGACACUCACGCAACUGCCCGUCCCUGUUACCGCGGAGGAGAAGCCGGCAGCGUCCUCGCCCGAGGACGAUAUCUUCAACUGUGUAAACUUGCGCUUGCCGAAACCCGAACCCCGCACCAUCGUCGGGUCCUACAUCCAGAGAAGCAUCCCCAUCAGGAGCGCGUCCUUCUCGCAGGUGGACUUCUCGCCGUCGGACGGAAAGUACAUCCGGUGCGCGGCGCGCGCCAGCCCGUACGCGUCACCAGCUGCGGCACCGCCGCCAGCGGCUGUACCACCUCCGACGGCGGCAGGUGGUUCCCUGACGCUGCCGCGCAAGCGAGCGCCAGCUGCCGACCUAGCCGUGCCCUCUACCGAAGAGCAAGUCGCGGGAGGCUCCACUCCCUCCGUAGACUCGGCCGUCGGCUCCGACGAAGGCCUCGUCGCCCCCACCUCGACGAUAUCUUGCGGCAAGUCGCCGGACGGUACCGCCUCGUCCGAGGCCUCGCACAAGCCGUCCGGAGCGCGGUCUCUGACAUACCCACUACCGAGGAGGGGCUCCCGAUCCGACGACGACAUUCCCUUCACGUCCAUCGACGGCAACGGGCUCAAGAGCCUACUCUGCACUCCACUGAGCUCCUGCGCCGUCCGAGAGCUGCCCGAAGUCGCCGAGGAGAGCGAAACGUCACUGACCGACAGCGGCGUGGCGGCCAACGUUAGCGAGUUAGGAGAUAAGCAGCACCCAGAUACGCCGCCCGCGCCCGACACGUCCGCUCCCACAGCUGACGCGGACGCGGCCUGCCACCAAUCGAUCGGAACCGAGCCGCCCGUUACCGACGAACACCGAGAAAUACCCGACGCGUCUGGCGACGUACGCGAGUAUACGGCGCACGUAGUGUCCAAGACCGUCGAGUAUGCCAAAGCGCACGACCAAAACGACGGGGAACUCGAGGAUUACGAGAACUGCGAGUACGCUUUUCAGAAAUGCUACGAGGACGAUUCCGGUGAAAUCUUGGAAUACUUCAAGGAUCCCGACCGAGAGGUUGCCGAAAAGAUGGAAACGAGAAUGCUAUUAGACGACAGCGAAACGGCCGAGCGACCGAGCACUAGAGAAACUGAGGGCGACGCCGCCGAGUCCGAUACGGGACCGGGUCCAGUUUUCGUGGCGCAGUGGCCGAAAGAAAAGGCCGAAUAUCGAGACGUGGGGACCGACAGUCCGACAUCGGCAGUAAGAAUCAGUUUGCAACCUUCUAGUCACAAAAGGGGCCGGUCGGAGGGCGAGAUUACGCUCGGCCGAAGACAGGUCUGCUACACGCCGCCGCCCACGCCCCCGCGCGAGAGGGAAGAGGCGGCGUCCGCACAGCGGUCCAGCGCUGACGUCAGCUCGGACGCGGUGGAAGGGACACGAAGACGACGAAGAGUGGAGGCCGGCGGCGCCGGCGCCGGCGCCGACGCGUCCGCAGCUCACCUGCCAGAGCUCCGAGGAGAGGGAGGAGCCCCGGGGGUGCAAGGCCCACCCCCUAUAUAG
This is a messenger RNA of Schistocerca piceifrons (Central American locust), 2610 nucleotides long. Its product is annotated as nascent polypeptide-associated complex subunit alpha, muscle-specific form-like. The coding region runs from base 286 to 2610 and encodes 774 amino acids. NCBI's taxonomy places the organism in Eukaryota, Metazoa, Arthropoda, Insecta, Orthoptera, Acrididae. The transcript is spliced from 4 exons. The record is from RefSeq and is a predicted model, not a curated record.